Anopheles nili is the source of this 1200-nucleotide messenger RNA. Its product is annotated as probable chitinase 2. The coding region runs from base 1 to 1200 and encodes 399 amino acids. The transcript has 6 exons. The record is from RefSeq and is a predicted model, not a curated record. NCBI's taxonomy places the organism in Eukaryota, Metazoa, Arthropoda, Insecta, Diptera, Culicidae. Gene Ontology annotation, biological process: chitin catabolic process; carbohydrate metabolic process. Gene Ontology annotation, cellular component: extracellular region. Gene Ontology annotation, molecular function: chitinase activity; chitin binding.
AUGCAACCGUUACAAUCAAUCAUCAUCGGAGCGUUCCUGCUCUGUGGGUUCGCCGUGUUGGCCUACGGUGCCACGGAAUGUCCCAAAAAACCUUACCGAGUUGUGUGCUACUUGGCCGGCUGGUCAACGUACCGCGAAGGAAGCGGUUCGUUCAACAUCAGCUACAUCGUACCGGAUCACUGCACGCACCUGGUAUACACGUUUGCAGGAUUGAACAUCGGUGGUGGGAUCGAUUCCCUUGAUUACUACAACGAUAUAAACGUGAAAAAGGGAUAUGAAAAGGUUGUGGCGAUAAAGGAAGAGAACCCGUGCCUGAAGGUGAUGCUGGCCAUCGGUGGAUGGAACGAGGGUUCGGAAAAGUACUCACUGAUGGCGGAACGGGAAUCGACGCGGGAGGCUUUUGCUGAUCAAACGCUACGCUACCUCGUGCACUACGGAUUCGAUGGUUUGGAUUUGGAUUGGGAGUACCCUACGAUGCGUGGUGGAAUUCCAGAGGAUCGCGAAAACUUCGUACUCCUCGUCCAGACGCUGCGUGGAAAGUUUGCACCUCGCAAGAAGCUCCUGACAGCGGCCAUCAGUGCCUCCAAGCAGAUCCUUGAAGCUGGCUACGAUCUACCGAAACUCUGCGAAGAGCUUGAUUUUAUCAGUCUCAUGAACUACGACUACUCCAGCAAAGAUAAGGCCACUCUAGAUGCGCCCCUCUAUGGGGACUCCAACACGCGUGAAUCGAUUGACACAACGAUCGCGUAUAUCAGCAGGAGUGGCUGCCCGAUGGGCAAGUUCACACUCGGCAUAACGACCCACGCCAAGACGUACACCGUCGUACCGGGGCGGCUGAUGGCUCCGGGCAUUAACGCCCUUGGACCUGGCCUCGCGGGACCGUACACUCGCAGCGAAGGUUCACUCGGUUACAACGAGGUUUGUGAAAUGCUUAAACCGAAUCGAACCGCCACCAACCCGUGGAACGUCAAGUUGGUGGCCCAAAGUGCCGUCAAGUACGCGUACCGGGACGAUCAGUGGAUUACUUUCGACGGCGUUGAAACGAUCGGCACGAAGGUAAAGUACGCGAUGGACAAGAAGCUUGGUGGGGUCAUGUUUUGGACCAUCGACACCGACGACUUCCAGGGUGACUGUCAUAACGAGGCGUAUCCGCUGUUGCUGACUGCACUCCGAACACUUGGUUAUGUGAAGAAAGCUUAA